This is a messenger RNA of Paramisgurnus dabryanus, 1608 nucleotides long. RefSeq names its product cornichon family member 1 (gene cnih1). The record is from RefSeq and is a predicted model, not a curated record. Gene Ontology annotation, biological process: vesicle-mediated transport. NCBI's taxonomy places the organism in Eukaryota, Metazoa, Chordata, Actinopteri, Cypriniformes, Cobitidae.
AAGAAGAAUCACGUGACGCGCCGCUGUCUUUACGUCACAUUCGUCGGUCACUCUGGAUAAUUCCACAUGAGCGAAAAAUGGCGUUCACAUUCGCGGCCUUUUGUUAUAUGCUGGCGCUACUGCUGACGGCGGCCCUUAUUUUCUUCGCUAUUUGGCACAUAAUCGCAUUUGAUGAGCUGAAGACGGAUUAUAAGAAUCCUAUAGACCAGUGUAACACAUUGAACCCGCUCGUAUUGCCGGAGUACCUCAUCCAUGUGUUCUUCUGUGUGAUGUUCCUGUGCGCUGCAGAAUGGCUGACGCUUGGACUCAACAUGCCCCUGUUGGCCUAUCACGUUUGGAGGUAUACGAGCCGUCCUGUGAUGAGUGGACCUGGAUUGUAUGAUCCCACAACUAUAAUGAAUGCAGAUAUUUUGGCAUACUGUCAGAAGGAGGGUUGGUGCAAACUUGCGUUUUACCUCCUCUCAUUCUUCUACUAUCUUUAUGGGAUGAUUUAUGUAUUGGUGAGCUCCUAAUCUGGAUUCAGCUGCUUUGACGGUGUGUAUGGAGGAGCUUGCUCUGAUUUUAAAACACAAAUGGAGCUGAAGUUGGACUUUCUUAUUUCUGCUCGGCUGUUUGACAUGAACAACUUUAUUUACUUAUCAGCCAAGAGCAAUUCAGGAUAACUCCAGAACCGCACACAAUAAUAAUCAACCUGUUUAGACACUAUACAUACAUACCGCACCAAUGCCGAAGCACUUUACACACUGAAAGCAUCAGUACAUGAGACAGUUUACACGGAGGUAAUUGUGUGUGAAGCAGUGGCACAAGGGCUUAAAAACUAAAACAUGAGCUAUGUGCAAAGAUGCUUUAUGCUUAUAGACUGUGGGGCAAAAUAAAGAUCUUGAUGGUAGCAUUUUUAUAGAAUUCAAAGUUAUUUUAUCUUAAAUAUAUUAUUGCCUUGGAGCUCAGUCGGUCCUUAAAUUUGUCCUUCAGCAUUGGCGGUUCAUCAUCCCAUUUGCAUUUUUUUUGAGGUUAUCCUGGUGGUCUGCUUCAUAUUUAUGGUUCUCCAUUUUAGUGUUAACCAUCAAUAACAUGCAUGCAAACUGACGCUUUCAGUGUGCAGAAGGCUUUAAUGUGUGCGUUGCUUGAAAAUACUCCAUGUAAUUGCUUUUAGAUUUAUUUCCUUUGUGUGGAUUUUGUAUUUUGGUGUGGAAUUGUUGUUUUCUCAAUGUGUUUUGUUUACUUCAGUUAAGUAUGGACAGUACUGUCUGUAGAAUAGGUUGGUUGAAAGUAGGCAUGAUCCAGCAGUAAUUACAGCCAAAUAGAGAAGCAUCAGGCUCUGGGUCUCCUAUGAUUUACUUGCAUUCAAAGCAAAGCUAUGUGGAAAUAUCUUUUACCACACUUGACAGUCAGUGCUGUUGGUACUUGCCAAACUGGACCAUCAAAGUGACAUUUAGAAAAACUAUUUUUAAAUUUCACAUGUCAGUUUUCCUUGCUUGGUUGUCUUAAACGUGUGAUUGCAGCCUAGUAUGUAUGUUUGAAAGGUAUAAUGUCUUGCAAGGACUGUAGCAAGUUUGAUUUUUGCUUGUAAUAUUGUUUUAAAGUUUGAAUAAAGUCCCUAUUGUCAGA